UAACACUUCACAAAAACUAUCAUUUGUAAUACGGUAUUGUGUCAGUGCAAGUACGACUCGCAAGUCGAUACGGCGGGCAAUUUAAAUUUUAUUUGUUUUAUAUUAGUGUUGCAUUUUAUUUUCAACAAUUACCCAACAAUACCUUCGACUAUGUUAAAUGUUUAAUUGUUGAGUGUAGUUUUUUUUUCUUGUAAAUUUUUGUGAUAUUUUUUGGUAGAAUUUUUUUUGCGUAAAAUUUGUAUUUGGGUCAAUUUUUUAAAAAUGAGUGGAGACUUUAAUUAUUUCUUAACGAUAUGUCUGUUAUCGAGCUGUUUUUUUGGUGCAACAUAUUCACAAAGGAAAGUGAAUCGAAAUGCAGCCACCGGCAGUGAAGGUAAACAAGUGGUCGAUUUUGAUUGUCCAGAAGAAUUUGGUUACUAUCCACAUCCAACAGACUGUACCCAAUAUUAUGUAUGUGUGUUUGGGGGUGCAUUGCUUGAAUCAUGUACCGGAGGCUUGAUGUACUCACAUGAGUUACAAACAUGUGAUUGGCCACGUAAUGUGGGCUGUGAUGCUGCAGGCACCUCUGCCGUACAACAAAGUAGUCCAGAUCAUACACCAUCACGUCAACAACAAUCGAAUAGUGGACGCUAUGCGCAAACGCAACAACAAACUGGUAGUUUACAAUCACGUGGACAGACUAGACAACAAUUUCCCACGCAACAACAACAACUUCCAACUCUUCGACAAGAGGAAGAUUAUCAAUACAAAAAGCAAAAGCAACAUCAGCAACAGUUGUACGCAGUUGCUGAAUCCGAUUUACCGCCAGUAGAGGAAAUUGAAUCAGAUCGUCAACAACGAGUGUAUCGUGGCCAACCAUCAACCGUUGGUCAAGUACAACGUGAUCGUGAUGCAUUGCGCCAUACAAAUGCCAUACCCGUACAAAAUAUUCGUAAUUCAAAGAUUGGUGUGAUCUCAUUUGGAACCCAACAGCAACAAUCUCAACAACAAUCUCAUAUUGAACAACCUCAAUACAGAAUUGAACCAAGUACCUUAGCACCUGAACAAUAUGCCCCAGCUCCAAGACCAGUUAGUAUCACAACUGCUGGUAAUUCAGGAAAUACUGGACGUGCCCUAUACAAUACAACAUCCGCCCAAAACUAUGAUCAAAACCAAUAUGAUCCCUACUACGCAUUAUACGAUGAUGAUGUCGAACUCUACAGAGAUGUCGCAGAUUAUGGUCACAAUUAUAAUACAGCACCAAUAAGUGAAUCACCAAAACAAGUAUAUCGUGGAACUCCAGCAACACAACCACAGCCCGUCGAAAGUGCUACCGUAUCUUCUAGAGCACCUGCACAAUAUAUCCAACAGGAUACCGUACCGUAUAAUGUUCAUCCACAACAAACAUUAUACAAACAACAAGUGUCAUCCAUUAAUGACGAUUAUAGCGACGUAAGUUAUGAAGUUGACGCCAAUCAGUAUCAAUCAGCUGAUCGUAAUCCCGGAAGGGGGGAUAGAAAUGAUUUGAGAUUCCCGGAACCGACUACUAAAAAAGCAGUUAAAACCACCACCUCCACAACAACAACAACUACAACAAGCACGACUACGACCACUAGACGACCCGCGACUGUAUCAAGUAUAAGAUUGGAAAAUAUCACAGAGAAUCCAUCUCCUGUUGUAACAAACGGAACCAAUAAACACGAAUCAAUAUUUAUAACACUCACGGCCAAACCACCAAGAUAUUCACCAACACCUUUCCAAAUUACAUCAUCAUCCCCUCCACCCACAAACACUUUACUACAUACAAGUACAAGUACACAACAGAACCAACAAGACGUGACCAUACCGAUUCGAUCUUCGACAGAAAUCGAUUUAGACAAUGAGACAACGAAAAAACCGUCACGAUUUAUAUCAUUGACCGCUGGUUUUACAUUACUUGAUCAUGACAAAAAUGUUCGAACACAAUUAAAAGACCCAGAACAUUCACAUGACUCAAAACAUAAUCUACAAUUCACACAAUACGAUCAUAUGGCAAUUAACGACAAUAUCGAGGUCAGUACGACCGACGAUCAUGAACCGGAAAUACACAAACCGAUUUAUCAGAUAACAAACUUACCAACACAAAAAAACGAAACGAUUACGUUACAAUUAGUAAGCGCUCUAGGAGCAUCCACGGGAACCACUCGUCACACAUUACCAACAACGACACAUUUGUCUGUUACGGAAACGCCAUCUUAUAAACGUGAAAUCGCUACAUCCCACCAUACAAAAAAUGUUAUUGAAUCCAAAACAUCCACAUAUAUACAUCCGACUACGUAUUCCGUACCAAAAUAUUUCCUUGAAGCCUUGUUCCAUAAAACAACACCACAAGGUUUUAAACUCACUCCAACAACGACCAGCACAACGCAUAAACCGCCAAGCACCUCGACAACAACAUCCCGUCCGCGAAUAAUCAAAGAAUACUUUAACUUCGAUUAUUACGAUGACGAAUAUGUUGAGAAUAAUACAAAUAAUACAAUUCCACUGUUGCCAUAUCAGCCACAAUACACUUCCACAACACUCCCAAAAAAAUUGAGAACAAACGAUGUGGUCAUUCUCCCUGAAAAAGUCCAAAAGAAUCGUUUUACCAUUGAACGUAAACCCACAUCCACUGAAAGUAAUCUACGUACAAAUCGUAUUGUUAUAAAUCGUGAAUCGGCUGCGCCAGUACCAGUGCUUCCCAGUGCUCUCAUGAGUGAUGACAAUUUGACAACUAAUGACAAUAACGACGUAAUCACUGAUGAUGAUGAAGUGACCCCGACUACGUCACGUACAUUUACGGAUUUACCAAAUCAUUUACCAAAUUUACCAAUCCCAACAAGUACAACACCAAUAACUAUUAUCCAAAGUACUCAAACAUCCACUACUACAAAUCUCCCACCAGUACCUAGUACAACGAUCUCAACUAGUACUUCCUAUUUAACAUCACUUCCUGGACGUGUAUCGCGGAUAAAUCCCGCCAUCAAGUCUAUAACUACAUUCGGGGGAGCACGGGGAAGUUCCAAAUGUAACGGCAACAGUACAAUUUCUCAUAUUAAGUGCAACGAAAUUCAACAGAGAACUAACGUUAGAGGUCGUGGCUCAGCCCAUUAUACAAGUGCUGGUGAAGAUGUGCCCAUCAAUCGUGGAACACCACCCACACGAUCACGACCAACGUUGAAACCAUCUACAUCGAUUGUAUCAAAGGCAUCCGAAUUUAUUGAUAUUUACAAAUAUCCACCAACCAGACCAUCACCAGUUUACCCAACACCACAAGUUGACAAAAGUGCUGCUAAAUGCCGUAAAGAUGUCUGUCUAUUACCCGAUUGUUAUUGUGGCGGAAAAGAUAUUCCCGGAGAUUUAAGCGCCCAAGAAAUACCACAAAUCGUUUUACUCACCUUUGAUGACGCUGUAAAUGACUUAAACAAAGGAUUAUAUACUGACUUAUUCGAACAAGGACGUGUAAAUCCAAAUGGUUGCCCAAUAACGGCAACAUUCUAUGUAUCACACGAAUGGACCGAUUAUAGUCAAGUACAAAAUUUGUAUGCGGUCGGACAUGAAAUGGCGUCGCACACAGUUUCGCACAGUUUCGGUGAACAAUUCUCGCAAAAGAAAUGGAAUCGUGAAGUGGCUGGACAACGAGAAAUUCUUGCCGCAUACGGUGGCGUACAUUUAGAAGACGUUCGUGGUAUGCGUGCACCAUUCUUAUCAGUUGGCGGUAAUAAAAUGUUUAAAAUGUUAUACGAUUCAAAUUUCACUUACGACUCAUCGAUGCCCGUCUACGAAAAUCGUCCACCAAGUUGGCCAUAUACUUUAGAUUAUAAACUCUUCCACGAUUGUAUGAUUCCACCAUGUCCAACCAGAUCUUAUCCAGGUGUUUGGGAAGUUCCUAUGGUUAUGUGGCAAGAUUUGAAUGGAGGCAGAUGUUCCAUGGGGGAUGCUUGCAGUAAUCCACCUGCUGCUGACGGUGUUUUCAAAAUGUUGAUGAAGAACUUUGAUAGACAUUACAGCACAAACAGAGCUCCAUUUGGUUUGUUCUACCACGCAGCCUGGUUUACUCAACCCCACCAUAAAGAAGGUUUCAUUCAAUUCUUGGACACAAUCAACGCCAUGAAAGAUGUAUAUUUAGUUACAAACUGGCAAGCAAUCCAAUGGGUCAGAGAUCCAACACCAUUAAAUCGAAUUGCAAACUUCCAACCAUUCCAAUGCAAUUACGCUAAUCGACCCAAAAAAUGUAAUAAUCCAAAAGUAUGUAAUUUAUGGCACAAAUCUGGUGUACGAUAUAUGCGUACAUGUCAACCAUGUCCCGAUAUUUAUCCAUGGACCGGUAAAACUGGUAUCAAGAGUAGCCGAAUUGAUAAUGAUAUCGAAGAUUAAAGCAAAUAUUAACAAAAAUUUUUUUCUAAGAAAUAAAAUAAUACCUAAUCUGAGGAAAUCAACCAAUAAUUUUUCUAGUAAAAAUAUAUAGAAAAGCGAUUUUUUACCAUCGAAAUUAAUUAAUA
Chrysoperla carnea is the source of this 4499-nucleotide messenger RNA. It is a transcript of the gene Cda5, whose product is annotated as mucin-5AC. The record is from RefSeq and is a predicted model, not a curated record. The coding region runs from base 262 to 4374 and encodes 1370 amino acids. Lineage: Eukaryota; Metazoa; Arthropoda; Insecta; Neuroptera; Chrysopidae. Gene Ontology annotation, cellular component: extracellular region. The transcript has 16 exons. Gene Ontology annotation, biological process: carbohydrate metabolic process. Gene Ontology annotation, molecular function: chitin binding; hydrolase activity, acting on carbon-nitrogen (but not peptide) bonds.